Molecule: messenger RNA, 1105 nt
Organism: Lacerta agilis (Sand lizard)
Lineage: Eukaryota; Metazoa; Chordata; Lepidosauria; Squamata; Lacertidae
Gene: TOR1B
Product: torsin family 1 member B
Exons: 5
Coding region: 16-1062 (348 amino acids)
Biological process (GO): protein localization to nucleus; nuclear membrane organization
Cellular component (GO): endoplasmic reticulum lumen; endoplasmic reticulum; nuclear envelope
Molecular function (GO): kinesin binding; ATP binding; ATP hydrolysis activity
Source: RefSeq, a predicted model, not a curated record
GGCGCGGCGUCCACCAUGCAACGGCUGCUGAGCCUUCGACUCCGCCUGCUUUUGCAGCCGCCGGCGCUGCUCCUGCUGCUGGUGGCCGCCUUGGGGCCGCCUGGAUCGGCGGGGCUGGAGCCCAUCAGCACCACCAUCGCCAUCGGGGCGGCCUCGGCGCUGACCGGUUACCUCUCCUCGCCACGCUUCUACUGCGCCUUCGUGGAGUGCUGCCCCGGCGAGGAGGAGCGGCCCAACGGCACCGCGCUCCGGCUGAAUCUGGACAAUAAGCUUUUCGGACAGCACCUGGCGAAGGACGUGAUCCUGAAGGCAGUGACUGGCUUCGUCAACAACCCAAACCCUAAGAAGCCCCUGGCGCUCUCCCUGCAUGGUUGGGCAGGGACAGGCAAAAAUUUUGUCAGCCAGAUUGUUGCCGAAAACAUCCACAAGGCUGGGCUGAAGAGCAAAUAUGUCCACCUUUUCCUUUCUACACUGCAUUUCCCCCACGACCACCAGAUUGCACUGUAUAAGGAGCAAUUGCAGAAGUGGAUCCGGGGUAACGUCAGUGCCUGCGCCAAGUCGGUAUUCAUAUUUGAUGAAAUGGACAAGCUUCACCCAGGACUCAUAGAUGCCAUCAAGCCUUUUCUCGACUACUACGAGCAGAUUGACGGUGUCUCCUACAGGAGGGCAAUCUUCAUUUUUCUCAGUAAUGCUGGGGGAGACCUCAUCACCAGAGUGACCUUAGACUUCUGGCGCAAUGGGCAGGACAGGGAGGAGAUCCAGCUGAAGGACCUGGAGCCUGUGUUAUCCGUGGGCGUCUUCAACAACAAGAACAGCGGCCUCUGGCACAGCAGUCUUAUCGACCGGAACCUCAUUGAUUACUUCGUGCCAUUCCUUCCCUUGGAGUACAAGCAUGUGAAAAUGUGUAUCCGGGCAGAGAUAGUCUCCCGCGGCAACCCUGUUGACGAGUCAGUGGUCCAGAAGGUGGCCAAUGAGAUGACUUUCUUCCCAAAGGACGAACGGAUCUACUCCAACAAGGGGUGCAAGACUGUACAGACCAAGUUGGACUUGGUGGAUAUUUGAUUUUUUUUUAAUGCCAUUAAACCAGAAGGAGGAGGGUGGUGAA